CGGCGCCCGCGUCGUUUCCGAAGGUAGGAGGCAAUACUUUUCUCUGCAUGAGAGGACCGGCCAUUUAGUGACGACAGAACGCAUAGACAGGGAGCAGGUCUGCGGGCGGCUGCAGACAUGCCUGAUAAACCUAGAAAUUUUGGUAGAAUUCUCUAUGAAGGUUUUCAAAGUGGAUGUAGAAAUCACCGACCUGAAUGACAACGCUCCCAAGUUCCAACAAGAUAAACUGCAGUUUCGAAUCAGUGAAACAGCAGCUGUGGGAACGCGGUAUUUGCUAGAAGAAGCACAAGACGCGGACGUGGGGUCGAAUACACUGCAACGCUACGAGCUGAGCGGAGAUGAACACUUCGCUCUAGAUGUGCAAACGCGACCAGAUGGAUCGAAAUACGCAGAACUGUUGCUCUCAAAAGCCUUGGACCGUGAGGAAGUCGCCUUUCACGAUCUCGUGCUGACCGCGGUGGACGGCGGGGAUCCAGCGCGGACGGGCACGGCGCGGAUCCACGUGGUCGUCCUGGACGCCAACGACAACGCGCCGGUGUUCAGCCAGGCGGUGUACACGGUGCGCGUGCGGGAAGACGUGCCCGAGGGAUCGCGGCUGCUCACCGUGAACGCCACCGAUGCGGACGAGGGAACCAACGCAGAGCUGACUUACUCCUUGCUCAUGACGCCUGGUGGAGUGUCGAACCUCUUUCAGGUCAACGCCUUCAACGGAGACGUCGCGACGGCGGGUAGACUGGACUACGAAGAAUCGCCUCUGUAUGAGCUGGAGGUCCAGGCGAAGGACGGUGGGGACCUUUCAGCCAGGUCGAAAAUCCUUUUGAGCUUGAUUGACGUGAAUGACAAUGCGCCUCUAAUCACCGUGACGUCUGUCGUGAAUUCUAUUUCCGAGGACAGCCCCCCGGGGACUGUUAUCGCUUUAUUAAAAGUUAAAGACGAAGAUUCAGGAGCGAGUGGGCAGGUGAGACUGUCCCUUGCCGACACGCUCCCCUUCCGCCUGGAGAAGUCUUUUGAGGACUAUUACAGCGUUGUGACAUCAAGGGAGCUGGACCGCGAGGCGGUGGCGGAGUACAACGUGACGGUGCGCGCGACGGACGGCGGGUCGCCCUCGCUGUGGAGCAGCGCGAAAAGCACGUCACAGAACAAAAUUCACUAUGCAGUCUAUCGGGUGUACUAA
Molecule: messenger RNA, 1174 nt
Organism: Tinamus guttatus (white-throated tinamou)
Lineage: Eukaryota; Metazoa; Chordata; Aves; Tinamiformes; Tinamidae
Source: RefSeq, a predicted model, not a curated record